This is a messenger RNA of Perognathus longimembris pacificus (Pacific pocket mouse), 2842 nucleotides long. RefSeq names its product heat shock protein family A (Hsp70) member 4 (gene Hspa4). NCBI's taxonomy places the organism in Eukaryota, Metazoa, Chordata, Mammalia, Rodentia, Heteromyidae. The transcript has 19 exons. Gene Ontology annotation, molecular function: ATP-dependent protein folding chaperone; ATP binding. Gene Ontology annotation, cellular component: nucleus; cytosol. Gene Ontology annotation, biological process: protein folding. Bases 275 to 2797 code for a protein of 840 amino acids. The record is from RefSeq and is a predicted model, not a curated record.
AUCCUUCGAGAUCUUCUCCGCCCCCGCGACCGGCGCCUCCUGUGUGGCGGCUGAGCCGGUUGCCGGAGCCGGCCUGAAACCGUGCCUCAGGGUCGCGGCGUUCCUUCCAAGGACUUCAGGCGGCUCGCGUGUGGGCAACCCGCGGGUUUCUCCAUUAGCUCCGGCCUUCUCAGCCCACGCGGCCCGUCCUCCGCGCGCCAGUCAGCCCCGCCGGGGUCCGUGUCCCGUCUUCAGCGGCCGGACCCGGGCCUGAGCCCGAGUAAUACCCGGCGCCAUGUCGGUGGUGGGCAUAGACCUGGGUUUCCAGAGUUGCUACGUUGCCGUGGCCCGUGCCGGAGGCAUCGAGACGAUUGCUAAUGAAUAUAGCGACCGCUGCACGCCGGCUUGCAUUUCUUUUGGUCCUAAGAAUCGGUCUAUUGGAGCAGCAGCUAAGAGCCAGGUAAUUUCCAAUGCAAAGAACACAGUCCAAGGAUUUAAAAGAUUCCAUGGGCGAGCAUUCUCUGAUCCGUUUGUGGAGGCAGAAAAAUCAAACCUUGCAUAUGAUAUUGUGCAAUUGUCUACUGGAUUAACUGGUAUAAAGGUGACUUAUAUGGAAGAAGAGCGGAGUUUUACCACUGAGCAAGUGACUGCCAUGCUUUUGUCCAAACUGAAGGAGACAGCAGAAAGUGUUCUUAAGAAGCCUGUUGUGGAUUGUGUUGUUUCAGUUCCUUGUUUCUAUACUGAUGCAGAAAGACGAUCAGUGAUGGAUGCAACACAGAUUGCUGGUCUCAAUUGUCUGCGGUUAAUGAAUGAAACUACUGCAGUUGCUCUCGCAUAUGGAAUCUAUAAGCAAGAUCUUCCUGCCUUGGAAGAGAAACCAAGAAAUGUAGUUUUUGUAGACAUGGGACAUUCUGCUUACCAAGUUUCCAUAUGUGCGUUUAAUAGAGGAAAGCUGAAAGUGUUGGCCACAGCAUUUGACACAACACUGGGAGGCAGAAAAUUUGAUGAGGUGCUAGUAAAUCAUUUCUGUGAAGAAUUUGGGAAGAAGUAUAAGCUCGAUAUAAAGUCUAAAAUCCGUGCAUUAUUACGACUGUCUCAAGAGUGUGAGAAACUCAAGAAACUGAUGAGUGCAAAUGCUUCUGACCUCCCUUUAAGCAUUGAAUGUUUUAUGAAUGAUGUUGAUGUAUCUGGAACGAUGAAUAGAGGCAAAUUUCUGGAGAUGUGUGAUGAUCUCUUAGCGCGAGUGGAGCCACCACUUCGCAGUGUCUUAGAACAAUCCAAGUUAAGGAAAGAAGAUAUUUAUGCAGUAGAGAUUGUUGGUGGUGCCACACGAAUCCCCGCGGUGAAAGAGAAGAUCAGCAAAUUUUUUGGUAAAGAGCUUAGUACAACAUUAAAUGCUGACGAAGCUGUCACUCGUGGCUGUGCAUUGCAGUGUGCAAUCUUAUCGCCUGCUUUCAAAGUCAGAGAAUUUUCUAUCACUGAUGUGGUAGCAUAUCCAAUAUCACUGAGAUGGAAUUCUCCAGCUGAAGAAGGAUCAAGUGAUUGUGAAGUCUUCCCCAAAAAUCAUGCUGCUCCUUUCUCUAAAGUCCUCACAUUUUAUAGAAAGGAACCUUUCACUCUCGAGGCAUAUUAUAGCUCUCCUCAGGAUUUGCCCUAUCCAGAUCCUGCUAUAGCUCAGUUUUCAGUGCAGAAAGUCACUCCUCAGUCUGAUGGCUCCAGUUCAAAAGUGAAAGUCAAGGUCCGAGUAAAUGUCCAUGGCAUUUUCAGUGUGUCCAGUGCAUCCCUAGUGGAGGUGCACAAGUCUGAGGAAAAUGAGGAACCCAUGGAAACUGAUCAAAAUGCAAAGGAGGAAGAGAAGAUGCAAGUGGACCAAGAGGAGCCACAUGUGGAAGAACAACAGCAGCAGACACCAGCAGAAAAUAAGGCAGAGUCUGAAGAAAUGGAGACUUCUCAAGCUGGAUCAAAAGACAAAAAGACGGACCAACCACCUCAAGCCAAGAAGGCAAAAGUGAAGACCAGUACUGUGGACCUGCCAAUUGAGAAUCAGCUAUUAUGGCAGAUAGACCGAGAGAUGCUCAACUUGUACAUUGAGAAUGAGGGAAAGAUGAUCAUGCAGGACAAACUGGAGAAGGAGCGUAAUGAUGCUAAGAACGCCGUAGAAGAGUAUGUGUAUGAAAUGAGAGACAAGCUUAGUGGUGAAUACGAGAAGUUUGUGAGUGAAGAUGAUCGUAACAGUUUUACCUUGAAAUUAGAAGAUACUGAAAAUUGGUUGUAUGAAGAUGGAGAAGACCAGCCAAAGCAAGUUUAUGUAGAUAAAUUGACAGAGUUAAAAAAUUUAGGCCAACCCAUUAAGACACGGUUCCAGGAAUCUGAAGAAAGACCAAAAUUAUUUGAAGAACUAGGCAAACAGAUCCAACAGUAUAUGAAAAUAAUCAGCUCUUUCAAAAACAAGGAGGACCAGUAUGACCAUUUGGAUGCUGCUGACGUAGCGAAGGUAGAGAAAAGCACUAAUGAGGCAAUGGAGUGGAUGAACACCAGGCUGAAUCUACAAAACAAGCAGAGUCUGACUGUGGAUCCUGUUGUGAAGACAAAGGAGAUUGAAGCUAAAAUUAAGGAGCUGACAAGUAUUUGUAGUCCUAUAGUUUCAAAACCCAAACCCAAAGUGGAGCCUCCAAAAGAGGAGCAGAAAAGUGCUGAACAGAAUGGACCAGUGGACGGCCAAGGAGACAACCCAGGCCCGCGGGCCGCCGAGCAGGGUGCAGACUCGGCCGUGCCUUCCGACACAGACAAGAAGCUUCCCGAGAUGGACAUUGAUUGAUUGAUUCCAACACUUGUUUAUAUUAAAACAGACUAUUAUAAAGCU